CACUAACGAGUGAAUUAUCCUUCGUGGGAUUAGUAGCAUUUUAGGAUAAAUUGGUAGAAAUGGUACGAAUCAUUCUCACUCAUUUAAAUAAUAUUAAAAAUGCACAAAUUUUAGAUGGUAAUAAACGAUUAAAAUAGUUUCUUAAUAAUCAUUUUUACUUCAUUCUUAAUUCCGAUUAAUUACUUGUUUUCCGCAAUACAUAUAUGUAAAGAAAGUUUGAAUGGCGUAAACAAUGUGUUUGACGUUUUCAAAUGUAAGCAUAACCUGAAUGUAAUCUGCAAUUGCCAAAUACGUGAGAAGUAUACUGAAAUAAAAUUAGUUUGUUUUGUACAAAUUAAAAAAAUGUAUAAGAAGAACUGGCAGAAUUUGCGAAAAAUUGAUGAUGCUUAUGAGCUCGAAACGGAAACUGUUCAUAGAACCCAGUGUUCUGGCAGAAUAAACUUUGUGCACAUGGCAUUCGAUUGCCAUGUAGAGUAUCUUGUUGCAAUAGAUACAGCAGGAUACUUAUAUUAUAUCGACCUAAGUAAUACACCUUCUUAUCAAAAAUUAGGUAACAUUGGACAAGCAACAUUAGUGGCAUUUAAUCCUAUAAAUAAAUUUGAGAUAUUAAUCGGCCUUACUACAGCUGACAUAAAAAUUGUGAGAGUGAAUACAAACGUUACACAAUUUUGUUUAUUGAUUGCUCACAAAUUACCACCUACGCAUAUUUCUUUUUACAAACAAUAUUGUUUAACUUGUUCUCGUAAAGAAGUUAUAAUAUGGUGCUUGCGUUCUUGUAGCAAGGCUCAACAAUUAAGAGUUAAUACAAAGAAUGUUAUAAUAAAGAAAGCAAGCUUCUCAAACUUAGGGCACAUUGUUGUAUUGUACUACAAUGAUACCCUACAAGCAUGGAAUUUUAAAGAAUUGGAAAAUGAUGUUAAAAUAAAUGCAAAAACAUUUGGUAUUAAAAACAUUAAGAAUUUCAUUUUCACACAAAAUGGGAGAGCAAUGGUCAUGAUUGGUGCUCGAAAUAAGAUUAUUAUUCUGAACACAUGUGAAUGGAAUUUACUCAAGACUUUACUUUUGCCUUAUAGUAUUAUUGGAGUGAAGCAAAUGUCACUUGUGCCAUCACCUUUGGAUGGCGGAGCAAACAAUGUACUGGCAUGCAUUUCAACGAAUUGCACACUUUAUUUUUUUGAUCUGACGCGAUCUUGUUUAGUUCAUACUCUGCAGUCUAACAAGCCUAUAAAAAAGAUUGUAGUUUCUGCAGAUGGCAGAUAUAUAGCAGUAAUAGAACUAGAAGGAUGCUUAAAAUUGAUCAUGACUGGGAAAUUAGUCUCAGAAAAAUGUAAGCCCAUGAAAAAGUUAAAGGAACCAUGCAGACCAAUUGCGCAUGGUAUACCAGAUCACUUGCAAUGUGUCAGGCAACUUAUGAAACAAGAAUUGCGUUUAGAAAGAUUGAUACCAAUUUUGAAAGAAUUCGGGGAGUACCCAGAAAAGUAUCGACUUCUAAUAUGGUCCACUAUUUUAGAAUUACCAGGCAACAGAAGCGCAUAUUGUACCUUAGCUAACGAAGCUGCAAAUGUACAUUAUUCGCCGAAAUUUUUAAAAAAUUAUUCAUUAGCAAACAGAAGCAAACAGAUACUGUUGACGACAACAAUGAAUUGUUUGAUACAAUGGUGCCCUUUACUAUCUCAGUGCUCAUUCUUACCAAAGCUUGUUUUUCCAUUUCUUAUGGUCUCCCAGAAAGAUCCCCUCCUUGGAUUUGAAUUUAUUAUCAGCAUAUUAUUAAAUUAUUGUCAAAAAUGGUUUGAAUAUCAUCCUCUACCACCUUUAAAUGUGUUAGGCAUAAUAGAAAAUAUCCUUCUACAAGCUGAUCCUUCUUUGUUGAAUAUAUUUUGCGAAAGAGGCGUAACGUCCAGCGAAUACGCGUGGCCACUUUUAAUGACUGCGAUGAGCGAGGUUUUCUCUCGUUCUGAGUGGUUGAUUCUAUGGGAUCAUUUGAUAUCUUAUAAAAAGCCAUCGCUUUUUUUGAUGAGUGUGGUCGCGUACAGCAUUUGUUCACGGGAAAUCAUAAUUUCUUCAUUACACACUCCAGAACAUUUUAAGCGGUACUAUACCACACAAGGCCAUAUUAAUGCAAAAGAGAUGCUCAAACUUGUUCAUAGACUUGAUAAACAUAUACCCUUGAGAACACAUCCUAGUCGUUAUCUCAGGAAUGAAUUAAUUACAUUACCCUCCAAUGGACCAUAUUUGCCACUCAUGUUACAUGAAUUUCCAAAAUUCUUGACUGAUGAAGUGUCUGUAUUGGAGUUGGAAAAAAUAAAACAACAAGAACAAAUUGCACGGGAACAUAAUCGUAAAGCUAUAGAAAUUUCCGAACAGAAGAGAUUGAAGCAAGAAGCAGAAGCAUUUAUGGAACAGAUUAAUCAAGCAAGACUUACCGAAGUAGAAAGGUGCAUCAAAGAAAAACUUUCCGAUAUCGAUUGGAUAUCCGGGAGUACAGCAUACAUAAGCAAACCAGAAAUGCAGUAUAAUAAUAUUCCAAAACUAGAUAUAGCAACAGUUUCGAGUGACGAGGAUAUUUUAGAUUCUAGAAACAACAAAUCGAAACGUUACGAACAAUUGCAACAAGACGUGGACAAAUUGGAGUACGAAGUAUAUAGCCUUUUAAACUCUUUAAGAUCACAAAAAUCAAGAAUGGGAAAUACUUGAUGUCUUUUCUGAAUUCUAUUACAAUAUGAAAAGCAUCAUCAGAGCAUAGUAUCUGAAAUGGAAUGAAGUAUAAAAAUAUAUGAUAUUGAUCGUAUAAAUGAUUGUAUAGAUUUAUUGAACAAUCUUUUAUAAUAUUUAUAAUUUGUAAAUACUAUUAAAGAAUCUCUGUACAAGGGAUUAAAAUUGUCUCACGUUUUUAUAUAAAUGUACAAAAGUAUCGAAUUUUGUAUUUAUAAUAAUCUUAACUUAGCUAUAAGAAUAGCAUGACUUGCUGUAAGAUGUACAUUGCAGCAUUUUUUAAUUUUAGAUUGUGUGUGUUUCUCACAUUACCUCAAGAAGGUUAUUCAUAUUGAAUAAACGAAUGAACAGGUA
Megalopta genalis is the source of this 3066-nucleotide messenger RNA. Its product is annotated as TBC1 domain family member 31. The record is from RefSeq and is a predicted model, not a curated record. NCBI's taxonomy places the organism in Eukaryota, Metazoa, Arthropoda, Insecta, Hymenoptera, Halictidae. Gene Ontology annotation, biological process: cilium assembly. Gene Ontology annotation, cellular component: ciliary basal body. Gene Ontology annotation, molecular function: protein binding.